GUCGCUACAGGUUUAUCAGAUCAUCUUAUCAACAGCCAGGGUGAUGGAAAAAAUAUUCAGAUCCAGCUCAUGGGGGCCGUACCCUAGAGCUAGAAGGGCCAUAAUUAAAAAAUCACUUUCCCAGCAAGAGAAGGUCGAACAAGGGGGUUACGUAAAAGGCAUGUGUUCGGGCCAUUGAGACACGAGAGUAGAGUCUCAUUCAGCAAAUAGGCCGGUAUGGCUCCGCUUGAUCGUUAUCAGAUCCGUAUCCCAAGUCGUAUCAGAUCCGAAGAAGGGGUUGCAACCGAUGUCGGGAACGCAAUACUCUUUCUCUGUGUGUCUUCACAGAAAGCCCCAGAGCACGUCCGGGGCGCGCCAAGGGAUCUUGGCUAUUGCCUGAAUUUUUUUCCCCGGCCAGUCGGGUAUGGGUGUCGUGCUCGUUGAAAUAUGUUGGGCCUCGCUGUUUUUUUCGCCCUCCCGUUUCUGUUCCUCCUGGUACCUAGGGAAGCCGGCUCUGGAAGACGAGACAGCACGCCUGGUUGGGCCAUCCUCGUCAAUAUAGGAGGCAUCGUUAACCAUGGCAGGAGAAAAAGCUAGCCCGCCAGCCGAAAGUCAGGCUGAUGGCCAGGCCGAAACUGCAACGACGAAGGAGAGAACCGCCUGGCAGAAAAUACUGACAUUCAUCCAACUAUUCGUCUGCACAGAGCCAACAUGGCUAGACGUAGGUCUCAUGGCGGUUGGUCUGGUCUGCGCAAUUGCGGCCGGUAUCCCCUAUCCGCUCAUGGGUAUCCUCUUCGGCGAGCUCCUCGAUAACCUCAACUCGGCGACGUGUAGCGUCGACGCCAAUCUCGAUGCUUCUGGGUAUCAAGACACGAUCAACGGCAUUAUAGUCCAGCUUGUGAGCAUCGCUGCCGCCCAGUUCGUCCUCAUUUACUGCCACUCCGUGUGCUGGAACAUCCAGUCCCAGCGCCUGAUGCACAGGCUCAGGGAUCGGUAUUUCAAGCAUCUGCUCCGUCAGGAACCAAGUUUUUUCAAUAACCGACAUGCCGGCGAGGUGAGCGCCCGAUUAGACGAGGAGUUUACUGCCAUCCAGACGGGUACCAGCGAGAAGGUGGGACGAAUGAUCGGCCAGUUAAGCUUCUUCGUCACGGCCUACAUUGUUUCUUUCAUCAAGCAACCCGUCCUAGCGGGCAUCCUCGUCUCGCUCGUCCCCGCUUUCCUCCUCAUGACCGUGACCGGAAGCCAUUUUUUCAAGAAGUUUGCCGGGAAGUCCGCCGAGUCAUUCGCCUCCGGCAGCUCCAUCGCGUCCGAGGCGCUUUCGCACAUAUCCGUCGUCCAAGCAUUCGGCGCCGGUCCGAGGCUCGAGGCAAAGUUCGCGAGACACAUCGCGCUCGCGCGCAAGUUCGGUAUCAAGAAAGCCCUCGUGGCUGGCACUCAAGCUGGCCUGCUAUACUUCAUCGCUUAUAGCUCGAAUGCCCUGGCGUACUGGCAAGGAAGUCGCAUGAUUUCCGAUGCACUUAAUGGCAAGGGAAAUACGACAGUUGGUCAGGUAUAUACCGUCGUGUUCCUGCUCGUUGAUGCCUGCAUCAUCCUGGGUGGACUUGCUCCCCUUUUCCCAAUUUUCGGAGCCGCCUCGGCCGCCUACGAGAGACUCCGAGGGGAUAUGGAGCACAUAUCAUCUAUCGACGGCAUAUCUGACUCUGGCCAUAAACUUCCCUGGGAUACCGCCGGUUCGAUCGAAUUACGCGAUGUAUCUUUCGCGUACCCGUCCCGACCCGAGAAUCCAGCUUUGAAAAACGUGAACUUGAUUUUCCCAGCAGGGAAGCACACUGCCAUAGUCGGUCAGUCAGGAAGCGGAAAAUCCACGAUUGCAGCACUGCUCAACCGUCUUUACAACCCGAGCAGCGGUACGAUAUUGUUUGAUGGUGUCGACAUCGGGUCUCUCAAUGUUCGUAAUCUACGAGGAUUUGUGAGCUUGGUCCAGCAGGAAUCCGAGCUAUUCGACCGCUCUAUCUUGGAAAAUAUUGCGCUCGGCCUCGUGAACUCUCCGCGCCCUGAGCACGAGAGCCUUAAGUCCGCGAUCCUAGGACCCGAGCUGCAGCGCUUCGUUGCUGAAAGCAACGGUGAUGUUCUGAACGAGGCAGCGAGCAGAGGGGGUGCCAUCGCGGAGAUCGCGACCUUGGUGAAAAGGGCGGCCGGCUUGGCCGACCUCUCCUUUAUUGACAGCCUUGAGCUAGGAUACGGCACCCAAGUUGGCGGCAGCGGAAAGCUUGUGAGCGGUGGGCAGCGGCAGCGUAUCGCCCUAGCAAGAGCGCUCAUCCGUGACCCUAAGAUAUUGGUUCUUGAUGAAGCGACAGCGGCGCUAGACUCGGCCACAGAGAAGAAAAUCCAGGCCGCCAUCGACCGUGUGGCUGUUGGCAGAACUGUCAUUUCCAUCGCGCACCGACUAUCCACCAUCAAGCGCGUCGACAACGUUAUCGUCAUGCGAGACGGUGAAGUGGUUGAAGAGGGCACUUAUCAAGGACUCCUAGAGCAAGACGGGGCUUUCGCCCAUCUAGCCGCCCUGCAAGGACUGAAUAGCUCGACUGGAAAGACCUCGGAACUAUCGUCCCUAAAUAACGCGGAUAUGGAAUCCCUAGAUGAUACGAUAGGGAAUCGAAAGUCGACCUCGUCGACUGCGACCAAAGAAGAGGUGACAUCGGAGAAGCCCGACCACCCGGAAGUAAAAGACGUUGACGUCCCUGUGCAAGCUACACCCGAUGGUAUCGACGACUCUCUCCCCUCUAGCAAGGUCAUUACUGGUAUGGGCUGGUUGGUCAGGCCAGACUAUGGCUGGUUGCUCCUCGCUGUGCCCACCGCCAUCAUAGUCGGCUGCACGUUCACGGCGAUGGGCCUGAUAUUCGGCCAUACCGUUAGUGCUCUCAGCUCCUGCGGCCCUACCGUGUCAAACAUCUUGUACCUGGGCCAGUUCUUUGGUGGCCUAGUCUUCAUGAUGGCGGUAGUCGAAUUUUUCGCCAACGUAGGCAGCUGGUCAGCAUUCGGUCGAGUGUCGGAGAACCUGGUCUACCGAGUCCGUGUCCUAAGCUUUAGGACUUUGAUGGAACAGAGCGUCGAAUGGCAUAACUCUGACAAUAGGACACCGACCUCUCUACUAGGCGUGAUCACAAAGGACGGUGCCUCGUUGGCGGCGUUUAGCGGAAGCAUCAUCGCCACCACCUUCUCGAUUCUGGUCAACUUUUUCGUGGCCAUCAUCGUGUCUCAUAUCUUCGCAUGGAAGAUCGCGAUCGUCUGUCUCGCCAUGGUGCCCCUAUUGCUCGGGGCGGGAAUUCUCCAGAUCCGCGCGACCUCCAAGUAUCAGGAGAGGAAUCACAAAGCAUACGUCAAUGCGAUCGGGAUUACCGUAGAGGCGGUCAACCAAAUCAAGACUAUAGCGAGCUUCUCGCUCGAGGAUGAGAUCGUCAGCAGGUACCGAAGAGCGUUGAAAGGCCCGCGGUCAGACAUGAUCAAGGAAAGCUUUCACACUUGCGUCUACCUGUCUAUCUCCAAUAGUACGGGCUUCUUCAUAUACGCGCUUUCGUAUUGGUGGGGCUCGCAGCUCAUCAUACGAGGCGAGUACAACCAGACACAAUUCUACGUCGUGCAGAUCUCCAUGCUAGUUAGCGCGGCACUCUGGGGUCAGAUGUUUUCUCUCGCCCCUGAGUUCUCCCGCGCCAAGAGCGCAGCGUCGAGGACACUAAGCCUCAUCAACCUCGGUAGCGACAAGAAGCUUAUUAAACCGUCGCGAAUUCUGGCGCUGAGCGACGGCGAUUCGGAGAGGCGGGAGCAGAACCGCGACGUUGAAGCCGAAGGAGAGAGUCAGACGUUGAGGACGAGCCCGCCGUCGACCACAGGUAUGAGCAUCGGGUUCCGCGACGUCCACUUUGCCUACCCGACUAGGUCGGAGCAGCCGAUUCUCAAGGGAAUUUCCUUCACAAUCCAGCCCGGCCAAUUCGUCGGCCUUGUGGGGCCUUCGGGAGCCGGGAAGUCGACCAUCAUGGGCCUGAUCCAGCGGAUGUACGCGCCAUCCGCGGGCACGAUCGAGGUCAAUGGCGCCGACAUAAACCUGCGACAGGGCGCGGACUUCCGUGACAACAUCGCCGUCGUACCGCAAGAUAAUGCACUCUUCAACGGCAGCAUCAAGUUCAACGUGGGUCUCGGCGCCCGCCCGGGACACGAAGCGAGCGAUGCUGAAAUCGAGGAAGCGUGCCGCAUGGCUAACAUCCACGACACUAUCGCCGCGCUGCCGCAGGGCUACGAUACGGAGUGCGGAGCCAACGGGUCGCGGCUGUCGGGCGGCCAACGGCAACGCCUCGCCAUCGCACGUGCGCUGGUGCGCAACCCAAGCCUGCUGCUCCUGGACGAGAGCACCAGCGCGCUGGAUGCCGAGAGCGAGCGGGCGGUGCAAGUCGGGCUCGAGAAGAUCGCACGACGGAUGACGAUCGUCGCGAUAACGCACCGCCUGCACACGGUGCAGAAGGCCGACGUAAUCCUAAUGGUGGAGGACGGCAGGAUCGUAGACAAGGGCAGCCAUGGAGAGCUGAUGGAGCGCAACGAGAGUUACCGGAUCAACGCUUUACAGCAGAUGUUGCAAUAAGGUGCGAACCCUGCCAAUCUUAUGUUUCCCUCUUCGCUUUUGCGCUGCGGAGCUGUAUAUCUCGUGGGCGCGCGCGCGCGUAUUGUGUCAUGUAUGUAUGGGUGGGAGGUGGGCGAAUCUCAG
Messenger RNA from Durotheca rogersii, 4735 nucleotides. Its product is annotated as leptomycin B resistance protein pmd1. Gene Ontology annotation, molecular function: ATP hydrolysis activity; ABC-type transporter activity; ATP binding. Gene Ontology annotation, cellular component: membrane. The transcript is spliced from 3 exons. The coding region runs from base 557 to 4612 and encodes 1351 amino acids. The record is from RefSeq and is a predicted model, not a curated record. NCBI's taxonomy places the organism in Eukaryota, Fungi, Ascomycota, Sordariomycetes, Xylariales, Xylariaceae. Gene Ontology annotation, biological process: transmembrane transport.